Penaeus chinensis is the source of this 1181-nucleotide messenger RNA. Its product is annotated as trypsin-1-like. The record is from RefSeq and is a predicted model, not a curated record. Gene Ontology annotation, molecular function: serine-type endopeptidase activity. The transcript is spliced from 2 exons. Lineage: Eukaryota; Metazoa; Arthropoda; Malacostraca; Decapoda; Penaeidae. Gene Ontology annotation, biological process: proteolysis. Bases 59 to 1114 code for a protein of 351 amino acids.
GCCCCUUUAUAAGGACCCGCGCCGGGGCGAGGCGGCACUUCCACUCGUCCUUUCGACCAUGAAGUCUGCCGUGGCGCUGCUCGUGCUGGUGACAGCCAGCCUCGCCUCCUGCAGGCGGCUGGCCUUCGAGCCCAAGAAGGCGACCCGGGACGGCGCUGACAGACCCCCGAAGGCCGCGUUCCGCCAAGACCUCUCCUCCUACGGCUCCGAUGCGCACUCCAUGGCGUCCUCGUUCGGAGAAGACUACUGGACCAGCUCUUCCGCCUCCUAUGGACGUCCCCCUUCCCCUCAGGCUACCACGACCAACCCUCCUGUGGUUAACCCGACAACCAAUCCACCAACGACUGGGGCAUGCCAGUGCGGGGUUGCCAACCCAACGCGCAUCGUAGGAGGGGAAGAAGUCCAACCCGCCCACAAGUACCCAUGGCAAAUAGGUCUCAAGUAUAAGGGAGGCGUAGGGUACUGGUGUGGAGGCGCCGUCAUCAACGACCGCUACAUCCUGACCGCCGCCCACUGCCUAUUUGACUCCAACGGAAACCAGGAGUCUGCUGAAGGCCUCGUGGUGGGCGUUGGCGAUCACCUCAUGAGCUCCACUUCCGACGAUGUGGCUGCAACUGAGCUGAUCAGUGUGGAGAAGGUCAUUCUGCACUCCCAGUACAAUAAACAGACAUUUGAUAAUGAUAUAGCUCUUUUGAAGUUGUCCAAAGUCCUGACCUUCUCCACGGAGGUGCGACCUGUCUGUCUUCCUGAGGACGACAGCAAAACCUACGCAGGUGCAGAUGGCAUUGCCUCCGGCUGGGGCACGCUGUCCUCGGGGGGAAGUCAGCCCAAUCAGCUGAUGGAAGUGACCGUGCCCAUCCUGGACCCAAGCUGCUGGGGCCAGUCGGUGACCGAAAGGAUGCUGUGCGCAGGAUACUCGGAGGGCGGCAAGGACACCUGCCAGGGAGACUCCGGAGGACCUUUGUGUGUGAAGGAGAGCAGCAAGUAUGUCCAGGUUGGAAUAGUGUCCUUUGGCGACGGCUGCGCCAAGCCUGGCAGCCCCGGCGUGUACGCCCGUGUGACCGAGUUCCUCCCUUGGAUCAAGGCUAACACCGCCGACGCCGCCUUCUGCUGAGCCUCCGCCGGACCUACAGAACAAUCCUUGCAUCCAGGCCGAACUAAUAAAAUUUCAGUUGCAUCCC